This is a messenger RNA of Entelurus aequoreus (snake pipefish), 2870 nucleotides long. Its product is annotated as vesicle-fusing ATPase. Gene Ontology annotation, cellular component: Golgi stack. The transcript has 21 exons. The record is from RefSeq and is a predicted model, not a curated record. Gene Ontology annotation, biological process: intra-Golgi vesicle-mediated transport; Golgi to plasma membrane protein transport; SNARE complex disassembly. Bases 56 to 2302 code for a protein of 748 amino acids. Lineage: Eukaryota; Metazoa; Chordata; Actinopteri; Syngnathiformes; Syngnathidae. Gene Ontology annotation, molecular function: ATP hydrolysis activity; ATP binding.
CACUUGCCCCUCUUCUUCGCCGUCACUACAUCUCUAAUCCACCACCACCGCGAAGAUGGCGGCCCGGACCAUGCAAGCAGCGCGAUGCCCGACAGAUGAGCUGUCACUUACAAAUUGUGCCGUGGUCAGCGAGAAGGAUCUGCAGUCCGGACAAAAUGUGACUGUGAAGACAACACCCAACCACAAAUUUGUGUUUACCGUCAAGACCCACCACACAGUGGCGCCAGGUUCAAUCGCUUUCAGCCUGCCACAGCGAAAAUGGGCCGGUCUCUCCAUUGGCCAGGAGGUGGAAGUGGCCAACUACAACUUUGACAAGUUGAGGGAGUGCAUCGGCGCCAUGACAAUCGAAAUCGACUUCCUGCAAAAGAAGAGUACCGACUCUUCACCUUAUGACUCCGACAAGAUGGCCGCCGAGUUCAUCCAGAUGUUCAACAGCCAGAGCUUCUCUGUCACACAGCAGCUGGUGUUCAGUUUCUGCGACAAACUCUUUGGACUGGUUGUCAAAGACAUUGAGGCCAUGGACGCCAGCCUCCUGAAAGGGGAGGCAGCUUCUGGGAAGAAACCACAGAAGAUUGACGUCGGGCUCCUUGUGGGUAACAGCCAGGUGAUUUUUGAGAAGGCAGAGAGCUCAUCCUUGACACUUGUUGGUAAGGCAAAGACAAAGGAGGCACGCCAGUCAAUCAUCAACCCAGAUUGGAACUUUGAGAAAAUGGGAAUUGGAGGUCUGGACAAGGAAUUUUCUGACAUUUUCCGCAGAGCCUUUGCUUCUCGAGUCUUCCCUCCAGACAUCGUGGAGCAGAUGGGUUGCAAGCACGUGAAGGGAAUCCUUCUCUUCGGACCUCCAGGAUGUGGUAAAACCCUCAUGGCCAGGCAGAUCGGUAAAAUGCUUAAUGCCCGCGAGCCGAAGAUCGUCAACGGUCCAGAAAUCCUCAACAAGUACGUGGGAGAGUCCGAGGCCAACAUCCGCAAGUUGUUCGCUGAUGCAGAGGAAGAGCAGAAGCGGCUGGGAGCCAACAGCGGACUUCACAUCAUCAUCUUUGAUGAGCUGGAUGCUAUUUGCAAGCAGAGAGGCACAGGCGCAAGCAGCACAGGCGUACACGACACGGUGGUCAACCAGCUGCUGUCCAAGAUUGAUGGUGUGGAGCAACUUAAUAACAUCCUGGUCAUUGGAAUGACCAACAGGCCGGACCUGAUUGAUGAUGCCCUCAUGAGGCCUGGCAGGUUUGAAGUCAAGAUGGAAAUUGGUCUCCCUGACGAGAAAGGCCGCGUGCAGAUUCUUACUAUUCACACCAACAAAAUGAGAAACUUCAACCUGCUGGCUAGCGAUGUCAACAUACCAGAGCUGGCAGCUGAAACCAAGAACUACAGUGGUGCGGAGCUGGAGGGGCUGGUCAGGGCCGCACAGUCCACUGCCAUGAACCGACACAUCAAGGCUACAUCCACAGUCGAGGUGGACAUGGAGAGGGCAGAGAAGCUGCAGGUCACAAGAGAUGACUUCAAGGGAUCCCUCAACAAUGACAUUAAACCUGCAUUCGGUACAAACCAGGAGGAUUACUCCAACUACAUCAUGAACGGCAUCAUCAAAUGGGGUGACCCAGUUACGCACGUCCUGGAUGAUGGAGAGUUGCUGGUUCAGCAGACCAAGAACAGCGAUCGCACACCACUGGUGGCUGUCUUACUGGAGGGUCCGCCUCACAGUGGAAAGACAGCUCUUGCAGCCCAGAUUGCAGAGGACUCAGAGUUCCCCUUCAUUAAGAUCUGUUCUCCGGACAAGAUGAUCGGACACUCAGAGAUCUCAAAGUGCCAGGCCAUCAAGAAGGUCUUCGAUGAUGCUUACAAGUCCCAGUUGAGCUGCGUGGUUGUUGAUGACAUUGAACGUCUGCUCGACUACGUCCCCAUCGGCCCUCGUUUCUCCAACUUGGUCCUGCAGGCCUUGUUGGUGCUCCUGAAGAAAGCACCUCCCAAGGGUCGGAAGCUGCUCAUCAUCGGCACCACCAGCAGGAAGGACGUCUUGCAGGAGAUGGAGAUGUUGGACGCCUUCAGCACCACCAUCCACGUCCCUAACAUCUCCACUGGGGAGCAGCUGGUUGACGCUUUAGAGCUGUUGGGGAGCUUCACAGAUAAAGAGCGGGCCAGCAUUGCGCAGCAGCUCAAAGGCAAGCGAGUUUGGAUCGGCAUCAAGAAGCUCCUGGUGCUGAUCGAGAUGUCACUGCAGAUGGACCAAGAUUACAGAGUGACAAAGUUCCUGUCCCUGCUGCGGGAUGAGGGGGCGUUGAAUGAAGGCAAUCAAAUCCGAAUUUAGGCUGUCAGUCAGCGGCUCGCUGUGUGCAUGGUGGCCGCAACUUCUACGAGUAGAGUUGAGCCAUCUCAUCGCCAAGGCGCCACCAAAGUGAUGCAAUGCCGAAGACGAAAGGAAAUGAAGAAGUCUCGAAACGCCGCACAAUCCCUCCCUUAUCUCAGCAUGUUCCUGUAGGCAAUAUCAGCGCUCAUGUGUCACCCUCUCCAUCACCAAGGUAUAUGUGUUCACAGAUCUCUGGAACCUACUGUUUUCAAAUAUCUGUAAAGAUAUCGCAAUAGAAGAUUGUAAAAAAACAAAAAAAUUAAAAUGUGCUGUAUAUGUGCAUCGUGCGGAGAAAAAAAUCAGCUAUAUAUGUUUGUAGCUUUUUGUAUAGUACGUGUUGUAUUUGUAUUAAAAUUAUACUAAGUAUGACUCCAACAAGGCAGUACAUAUAAUGCGGGAUGUGGAAACCCUUUAAAUGUAUGUAAUUUCUUCACGGCUUAAAGUAAGCCUAACGUACAAAGUAUAUAUAACUAAAAAUCAGUAUAUUGAGAACGAUAUCAGUGAUCCUUCCUAUACAUAUGCAUAUACA